ACUGCUCAACAGUGUUUGGGCUGAAGCUUAGCUAACACGCUAACACUGACUAAGAAACUAAUAAAACACGCGGAUUUCUCUCAGUAAAAGUUUUGACAACUCCGGGAUUUUGAUUAAAAUCCUCCCUGAGAUGACGGGCGAGCCGGGGGAAGGUUGGGAUGAAGGUGGAAGUUCAGGUAUCAUCCUGUAAACCCUGUCAUCAUUAGCAUGAGAGAGGAGCGCGUCCGUCAACUCAGGGUCAAGUGGUGAGAUUUUCGGCGGACGUUGGGCUUCGUGUCCAGACAGAGGAAGGUCAAAUAUCACGUGUCCUCACUCCUCCUCCUCCUCCUUCUCAGGGAGAGAUGAGCAGCGGCCCAGUGGCUGAGAGCUGGUGCUACACACAGGUGAAAGUAGUAAAAUUCUCCUACAUGUGGACCAUUAAUAACUUCAGCUUCUGUCGAGAGGAAAUGGGUGAAGUACUGAAAAGCUCCACCUUCUCUUCAGGGCCCAGUGACAAGAUGAAAUGGUGCCUCAGAGUAAACCCAAAAGGACUUGAUGAUGAAAGUAAAGACUACCUGUCACUCUAUCUCCUCCUGGUCAGUUGUCCAAAAAGUGAAGUGCGUGCGAAGUUUAAGUUUUCUCUACUCAACGCUAAACGAGAGGAGACCAAAGCUAUGGAAAGCCAAAGAGCCUAUCGAUUCGUCCAGGGCAAAGACUGGGGCUUCAAGAAGUUCAUUAGGAGAGAUUUUCUUCUCGACGAAGCGAAUGGUCUCCUUCCAGACGACAAACUCACUCUGUUCUGUGAGGUGAGUGUAGUGCAGGACUCCGUAAAUAUCUCAGGUCAAUCGAACACAAACGUACUGAAAGUCCCCGAGUGCCGGCUCUCAGACGAUUUGGGGAAUCUGUGGGAGUGUUCACGCUUCACCGACUGCACACUGUGUGUCCGAGGGCAGGAGUUCAAAGCGCACAAAUCCAUCCUGGCAGCGAGAUCGCCAGUUUUUAACGCCAUGUUUGAGCACGAGAUGGAGGAGAGCAAGAAGAACCGGGUGGACAUCAGCGACAUCGAACCAGACGUCUUUAAAGAAAUGAUGGGGUUUAUAUACAUGGGGAAAGCGCCGAAUCUGGAGAAAAUGGCAGACAGUUUGUUGGCAGUGGCUGAUAAAUACGCUCUGGAGCGUUUAAAGGUGAUGUGCGAGGAGUCCCUGUGCAGCAGCCUGUGCGUGGAGAACGUAGCCGACACCCUCGUCCUCGCCGACCUGCACAGCGCCGAACAGCUCAAAGCUCAAGCCAUCGAUUUUAUCAACAGGUGCAGCGUCCUCCGACAGCUCGGGUGCAAGGAUGGAAAAUACUGGAAUAGCAACCACGCCGCAGAUAUAAUGGAGACUCCGGGGUGGAAGGCAAUGAUCCAGUCUCAUCCGCACUUAGUGGCCGAGGCUUUCCGCGCGCUGGCCUCGGCUCAGGUCCCCCCCUUCGGCCCGCCCAGGAAGAGGCUCAAACAGUCCUGAUCUCUCUCUCCAUCUCUCUCUCACACACUCUGAGACAUCGCUUUCAUCUUCAGUAACACACUCACUUUUUUUCGUCAUCCUCUUUACCAUUAUCAUUCUCUUUUCCUCUUUCUUUUUUUUUCAUUCACACACACUUUUCUUUUCUACCUUUUUUCUCUUCGUUGUUGUCUGUUAGCAUUCCUUUCUCCACCCUCUCUAUCUC
Molecule: messenger RNA, 1686 nt
Organism: Clarias gariepinus (North African catfish)
Lineage: Eukaryota; Metazoa; Chordata; Actinopteri; Siluriformes; Clariidae
Product: speckle-type POZ protein-like A
Exons: 12
Coding region: 342-1484 (380 amino acids)
Biological process (GO): regulation of proteolysis; proteasome-mediated ubiquitin-dependent protein catabolic process
Cellular component (GO): cytoplasm; nucleus
Molecular function (GO): ubiquitin protein ligase binding
Source: RefSeq, a predicted model, not a curated record